This is a messenger RNA of Helicoverpa zea (corn earworm), 672 nucleotides long. RefSeq lists its product as uncharacterized. NCBI's taxonomy places the organism in Eukaryota, Metazoa, Arthropoda, Insecta, Lepidoptera, Noctuidae. Bases 93 to 635 code for a protein of 180 amino acids. The transcript has 2 exons. The record is from RefSeq and is a predicted model, not a curated record.
UGAGUGAUUUUGUGAAUGAUAAAACAUUGGAAGUGAAAGUAGCCAAUGGUGACAAGUUAUUAACUGCUGGACAAGGGACAGUUCAUGUACAAAUGAGAAAUGGUAAUGUAAAGACAAUUUCUAAUGUUUAUUUUGUACCAAACUUAACAGCAAACUUGUUAUCAGUUAGUGAAAUGGUUAGAAAAGGUUUUAAAGUGGUGUUUAGUACUAGCACUUGUCAAAUAUAUGAUGGUGAGGUAGUUGUGGCCUCUGCUACACUUUGUGAUGGUGUAUAUCAGCUAGAUGUUGUUGAAUCCACUCCCAUACGAUGCAGCUUAGUAGAAAAGUCUACUGAAACAGAGUCAGGUGUUACUUCAAGUAGUGAUGUUACUAAUACUACUGAAAAGGCUUUAGUUACACAGCAAUGUAGCACGGCUUCACAGGAAGUCUGGCAUCGUCGUCUGGGGCACCUUAACCAUAGAAGCAUGCAGCUUUUGAAUAAAGAAUUAUUUGAAGGCAAAUGGUAUCCGUCAUCAAACAACCAUACCCUUCUCCCCACAGCAGAAUGGCAUUGCAGAGCGGGCGAACAGGAGCAUACUCGAGAAAGCUCGCUGCAUGUUACAAGAUGCUGGCCUUGGAAAGAGAUAUUGGGCUGAAGCUGUAAACACGGCAGUCUAUCUGAAAAAUCGUUCA